CCAAUUGUCUCCUGGGCGAAGUGGGGGAUGCAGCCCAGGCCUCUGCGCCCACGGGGGCUGCCCUGUGUCCUACAGGAGCCUCCUGGGACUGGCAUUGCCCGGGUUCCUUUGGAGGCUGGCAUUUUCUACUUGCAGCUCCUCCCCGCUCCCCGUGUUUCCUUGCCUCCCCUUCCCGAAGCAGUUCCCGGUGCUGGGCUCGGAGAGUCCCCGGGGCGCCCUCCGUCCCCGCACUGGGAGCGAGAGAGCCUCCCACCCCCAUCCGGUGCCCUUCCUGGAGAGGAAGCAGGCGGCCUCUCGCGAAGGCCCGGGAGAGGCUGGAGGUGGGCGGGGAAGCGCGUUCCCUCCCUCCAGCCGCCACGGGCUCUUGGCCACGCGGGAAACCCCAGGACUCCCCGCUUGAAGCCAGCAGCCACCGCAGGCAGGGCGAUUCCUGCCAUUCGCUUCCGCAGCUCGGUCCCUCGGCGGCCUCCCGAGCGGCUCCCGGUCCAGCCAGCCGGUUCCGCCCCGCCCGCCCGCCCGCCGCCCCCUCGGGCCGGGCCCUCCUCCGCGGGGGCGGCGCUGGCGAGGCGGCCAUGGCGCGUCGUCCGGGGGUGCUGCGCGCCCAGCCCUGCGCUCUGGCGGCAGCGGCGGCUCUAGCUCUGGCCUGCGCGCUCUACUACGCGGGCUCCGGCCCCUCGCAGCGCGCCCCGCCGCCGCCGCCGCCGCCGCCUUCCCCCUCGGCCGCCGCCGCCGCCGCCCCUGCGCCGGAGAGCAAGGCCAAGGCGGGCGAGGAGGAGGCGGAGGAGGCGCUGCGGGCGGAGGCGGAGGAGCUGCACGUGGUGGCGGUGCUGGCCAAGGCGGAGCGCAACGAGGCGCUGCGGGAGAAGGCGGCGGCGGCGCUGCGCUCCCUGGUGCGCUUCGGCAAGCUGGGCCCGCGGGAGGCGCUGGCGCUGCACCUGCUCUGCGACGGGCCCAGCAGAGGCGCCGCCCGGCAGCUGCUCCAGCAGGCGCUGCGCCCCGCCGCCUUCAAGUACAAGGUGGUCUUCCACGACCUGGAGACGCUGGCCCAGAAGCUGCAGCCCACGGUGGAGGCUCUGCAGAAGCUCUUCAGUGCCGGGGCUGGCAGCUACUACGGGGACUCGCUCUUCUUCCUCUCUGUCGCCAUGCACCAUAUCAUGCCCAGAGAGGUUUCACGGGUCAUACAGGUGGACCUGGAUGUGGAGUACCGAGCCAACAUCCGGGAACUGUUUCAGGAAUUUGACAACUUCCCAGAAGGAGCAGUUAUUGGCAUCGCCCAAGAAAUGCAGCCGGUCUAUCGAUCACCAGGAAAAAAUGUUGGCCUGUGCAAGAAGGAAGCCUCUCUGAACGGAGGGCAGCUGCCAGGGAGGAAGAGGAGGAGGAGGAGGGGGGGGCAUGUUUCCCCUGAUAAGGAACCACCAACCGCUUCCCCCCUCGUUCGCUCGCUCGCCCUGCUGAGCUGCUGCCGCCGACUCUCCUGCCGCUCCUGGGACGGGCACAAAAGGAGCUUUUGCUGCCCCUGAAGAUGGUGGAGGGGGGGUUGUUCCAGGCUUCUGCAUCCCAGAUGUUUGGGGGGGAAGGUUCCCCAAAGAGUCAGUGGGCGAGGGAACUGAGGCACAGCCAUCCCUCCCCAGGGGCCCAAACGGCCCUGCCCAGGAGCCCCCCCCCCCCGCAUCAGGACAGCCCAAUCGGUGGGCCUGAAAGAGGGGAAGGCACAGCCGACCGGUCGGCCAAUCUGCCCAGGAUGAUGGGUUGCCACGUUUGUUCGCACCGUUGGCCUCUGCUGAGGCUCCCUCCUCCUCCUCGCCUGGGCAGAGCCAGCUGGCAAAGCCACACCGACAGGGAAGCCUGGUUUGGCUACCUGGCUCUGCCCAGAAACUCUGGGCGUGACACGCACCCUCCUGCAGAGCAGCCUCCGCCAAGAUGGCAAAGCUCUAAGUGCCCCACCUGGCUCCGAGGCCGGUUGGUUUCCUCUCCGACUGGCCUACCUCGCACGGUUGCUGUGAUGCAAACUGGGGAAAGAACGUGAUGCCGUCCGUCCCGUCCCGUCCCCCCCCCCCAGUUAACAGAAUUAGAUGAGCUGGUUGUUCUUUAUGGUGGGGCUGCACGAACUGCCUUGCAAGUCUCAAAGCCUCCUCCUCCUCCUCCCCCCUCCUCCUCCUCCGCGGGUGACUUCCGGCAGCCCUUCCUGGGUUUCUUCCUCCGAGCUUAAGCCAACCGGGGGGGGGGGGCUCCUGCCUCCUUUCUCCGAUGGCUUCCUAGGCCGCCGCUCUUCCCCCACUCUUCCCCACACCUUCUGUGGCACCUCUGGAGCAGCAUCAGCAGAGCUCCUACCGGUCUUCCUCCCUGCCAAGGUCACCCAAGGGUGGGAAAGUGGCUGGCGGGCCUUUCGGAGGCCUAAGGCACAGAGGCAUCAGUGGAGGGGGGGCUGCCUUGUGUAGUGGGGAGGACACCCCAUUCUCCUUAUGCAAGGCAAGGGAAGCCUUCCUCCUCCUCCGAAGGGGGGGGGUCUGCUCUCCUUACCCACCUGCAGGGCUUCCUCCCUGGAGGGGACCAGAGCUGGCUGCUGGGGGGGAGGGGCUGGAGACAAAGCUGUUGGGGGAGGAGGUGAUCAGAAGGACAGAAGCUCCUAGAAGAAGGGAGGGGGUGGGGGAGUCAGUCCUCAAUACUAGGCAAGAUUGGACCACUUAAACAAACUCAGAGUCCAAGAAAUCUAGGAGGCCCCAUAAGCAAAUAGCUUCAGCCACAGCUUGCUACAGACCCCUACCCAAAAGACCCCUACCCAAAAGAUUGCUACAGACCCCUUCCGCUAAACAAAAGAGGUUCUCUUCCUCCUUCACCCCUCACAUCCUGGACAUAGCGCAUUUUCCGAAGUAUAAGACCCACCGGAGUAUAAGACGCAGCAAGGUUUUGAAGGGGCAAUUUUUUUUUAAAGUAGGUAGGUAGGUAGAUGGAG
Messenger RNA from Thamnophis elegans (Western terrestrial garter snake), 2953 nucleotides. RefSeq names its product xyloside xylosyltransferase 1 (gene XXYLT1). The record is from RefSeq and is a predicted model, not a curated record. NCBI's taxonomy places the organism in Eukaryota, Metazoa, Chordata, Lepidosauria, Squamata, Natricidae. Bases 573 to 1520 code for a protein of 315 amino acids. Gene Ontology annotation, molecular function: UDP-xylosyltransferase activity. The transcript has 4 exons.